Molecule: messenger RNA, 651 nt
Organism: Piliocolobus tephrosceles (Ugandan red Colobus)
Lineage: Eukaryota; Metazoa; Chordata; Mammalia; Primates; Cercopithecidae
Product: chondroitin sulfate proteoglycan 4-like
Exons: 3
Coding region: 86-631 (181 amino acids)
Source: RefSeq, a predicted model, not a curated record
AGGAGCAGAGCCGCUGGCUCCACUCAGCUCCCAGCUUCCAGGACUCUGCUGGCUCCUCGCAAGUCCUGCCGCCCAGCCCGCCAGGAUGCAGUCCGGGCCGCGGCCCCCACCUCCAGCCCCCGCCCUGGCCUUGGCUUUGACCCUGGCUAUGUUGGCCAGACUUGCAUCCACCGCUUCCUUCUUCGGUGAGAACCACCUGGAGGUGCCUGUGGCCACAGCUCUGACCGACAUAGACCUACAGCUGCAGUUCUCCACGUCCCAGCCUGAAGCCCUCCUUCUCCUGGCAGCAGGCCCAGCUGACCACCUCCUGCUGCAGCUCUACUCUGGACGCCUGCAGGUCAGACUUGUCCUGAGCCAGGAGGAGCUGAGGCUGCAGACCCCAGCAGAGACGCUGCUGAGUGACUCCAUUGCCCAUACUAUGGUGCUGAUUGUCGUAGAGGGCUGGGCCACAUUGUCAGUUGAUGGGUUUCUGAACGCCUCCUGUACAGUCCCAGGAGCCCCCAUAGAGGUCCCCUAUGGGCUCUUUGUUGGGGGCACUGGGAGCCUUGGCCUGCCCUAUCUGAGGGGAACCAGCCGAGCCCUGAGGGGUUGCCUCCAUGCAGCCACCCUCAAUGACUGCAGCCUCCUCUGAGCUGCUGAAAUCCCAGGUGC